AUGAAUGUUAAGACUGAAAGAAAAGAUGAGUCAACUAGUAGUAGUGAUGACGAAUUAGUUGAUACUCAAUACGACCCAAGUGACGUUACUCAGUACGAUUUAGCAAUAAGGUGGAUUAGUUCUGAAGAAUUUAAUCAAGAAACAUUAACAAAAAUACAAAAGAUUUUAUGUGAGGCAUUAGAAGAAAGAAUAGAUUCUGUUAAUAUUAUUACUGACUUAUCACUCUUUCAUUCAAUUAACACUAAAUCAAAUGACAUUGUUUUGGUUUUCAAAUUUACUGAAUCAACUUGUUUUAAACAACUUAUUUUAGGUCCAGCUCCUACUGACGUUGAGGCUGUUGAUAAGUUUAAAUAUUAUUGGGGCGAGUCUUGUGAGUUAAGAAGAUUUAGAGAUGGAAGACUAUUAUACGUUGUUUCUUCUGAUCGUUUGUGGACUGAAACUUAUUCUUGUAAUGAAUAUUUUAUUAAAUUACUCCUAACAAAACAUUUUAAUGUAAAUGAAAAUCAACUUGUUUCAAAUUUAACUAGUAUUACUACUGUACUCCCUCCAUUUAAUCAAUGUCUUGAAGUUAUUGAAUGUAUUAGUGAAUUAUCAAAUUUAAUUAAAGACUUACAAUUACCAUUAUCAGUUAAUACAGUUAAGUCGUUUGGAAGUUAUACUCGUUAUACUUCAUAUUCAAUUCCUCAACGAAUAAAGGAUUAUAACAAAAUCCAUCAACACAUGUACAUUGAUUCUAUUCCUUUAAUCAUUAAAUUUGAAGAUUCAAAUAAAUGGCCAGAUGAGCUUCAUGGUAUUAAAUUAAUGAAAUCAGCUUUUAGUAUUAAGAUCAAAGAGUUAUUAAGGGCACAAAGCAUUCUUGGAAAAGUAUUUUCAAAUAGAUUUGAAUUAUAUUUUAAAGGAUAUAUAUUUAACAUUUUAUUCGAUGUUCCACAAGAACUUGCUUUAUUAAGAAUGGGUAGUGGAGAUGGUGUAGAAGAUUAUAUAAAUAAAUAUCAAAGAAUUCCACUUACAUCUAUUUGGAUGAGUCAAUACCCAGGUAAAUAUCCUGCACUAACUCAAAGUUCUCGUCUCUUAAAAAAAUGGUUCAAUUCUCGAAUGUUUUCAAAUUACUUUAAUGAUGAUUUGAUUGAUGCCAUGACAAUUCAUUUUUUCCUAAAUGAACCAAUUCAUUCUCCUCAGAAAUUCUUCUUAACCUUUAUUGAAACUCUUGCUACUAAUGACUCUUAUCCAAUUUAUUUUGGUGAUAAUUUUGAUGUCGAAUCUUCUCGUGGUAUGGUCUUCAACUUUGAAGAUCAACCAGAAGUGUCUAAAUAUUUAAAUUCUAUCACACCAUCUGUCAGGGUAGUUAAAUAUCUUUGUGGAGUUGCUAAACAAUGUUGGAAAUUAUUAGAUUCUAAUUUCUGUCUAAAAACUGGAGUUAAGUUUAAUAAGGCAUUAUUUUCUGCUCAUUUACCAAAGGGAGGAGUACAAAUCAUUUUAGAUAAGUUAUUAUUGACUAAACAAAAUGUUAAUUAUAAUGAGGCACGCACCUCAAAUACACUCAGUUUAUUAAUGAAAGAAGUUGCUGUUGUUGAUUUUGAUCCAUUAAAACUUUUCACAAAUGAGUUAAAUAGGUAUUUUGGAACUGACAUUUUACUCUUUGUUGAUCUCUUAGAAGGUAGUACUAUUGUUUUAAUGUUUAACCCAUCAACUGCACUUGGUAAGCUUGUUACUGAAAAGAACGAAUCUUGCGAAUUGAGCACGUUACUUCCAAAAGAGAGUGUUAUGACUUAUGGAGAAUUAAAAAAAGUAAUCAAAUUGAUGGGAGGGUCUUUGGUAAAAGACGUAACAAUACUUUAA
Molecule: messenger RNA, 1839 nt
Organism: Entamoeba dispar SAW760
Lineage: Eukaryota; Evosea; Mastigamoebida; Endamoebidae
Product: nucleolar RNA-associated protein, putative
Exons: 1
Coding region: 1-1839 (612 amino acids)
Biological process (GO): rRNA processing; tRNA export from nucleus
Cellular component (GO): CURI complex; UTP-C complex; small-subunit processome
Source: RefSeq, a predicted model, not a curated record